Messenger RNA from Maniola jurtina (meadow brown), 2106 nucleotides. RefSeq names its product interferon-inducible double-stranded RNA-dependent protein kinase activator A homolog (gene Loqs). The transcript has 8 exons. NCBI's taxonomy places the organism in Eukaryota, Metazoa, Arthropoda, Insecta, Lepidoptera, Nymphalidae. The record is from RefSeq and is a predicted model, not a curated record. The coding region runs from base 183 to 1337 and encodes 384 amino acids.
AACUUUAUUAAAAAAUUAUUUCUUUUGACGAAGUGGCAUGGUUGAUGCUUCGUUCUCCGUUAAUUUUUAGUUAAUUCUCAAUUUUUUGUGUAUUUCAUUAAUAAUUUCAAGGAUAUUUCAUCCAGUCUUAUUUUAAGGGUCGUGGUUUGCUUAAAGUUGCAACUGUGGAUAGAUUACAUAAAAUGAUGGAUGGCGGUGUGGUGCACCCCCACCCUGGCGUGGUCCACGGCGGAGUGCCGGGCGUGCCAGGCGUGGUGCACGGCAUGCCGGUGCACGGCGCGGGGCCGGAUGGCGAGCACCCGCCGCACGGACCGCGCCGCCGCUACCAGAACCGCACCAAGCCGCCCAACAACCUGGAACGCCUGCCACUGGACGAAGCUGCCAAGAGGGAAAUGGAGUCGUUGCCCAUGAAGACGCCAGUGUCGGUGCUGCAAGAGCUGCUGGCGCGGCGCGGCAACGUGCCCAAGUACGAGCUGGUGCAGAUCGAGGGCAUGAUCCAUGAGCCUACCUUCCGCUACCGAGUCACUGUUGCUGAUUUAGUGGCCAUGGGUACCGGCAGGUCGAAGAAGGAAGCCAAGCAUUCAGCUGCCAAAGCUCUGCUUGACAAGUUGACUGGAGCCACCCCAGCUGAUCAGUCUACUAAUGGAACUGUGCCAGAAACUGGCACAGUAGUGUCCUCCUUCGAAGACAAGCUGAUGGGCAACCCGGUGGGCUGGCUGCAGGAGCUGUGCAUGUCACGCUUCUGGCCACCGCCUUCCUACCACGCCGAGAACGAUGACAACGUGACUAGACGUCUGCCUCAUGAGCGUCAGUUCACGAUUGUAUGCACGCUCCUGAAACGCCGUGAAGUUGGUACGGGCAAGUCUAAGAAGCUGGCCAAGCGCCAGGCCGCUUACAAGAUGUGGCAGGCGUUGCAGGACAACCCACCAGAAUCUUUCCAGCCUGAUGAAGAGGGCGGCUUGGCGGCCCGCUACGCUGACCUGAAAGAUAGUAAAAUCUCCACACUCACCACCAGCCACAGCCACAAGGUGUCGCAGUUUCACAAACAUCUCAAACAGUCUGUCGGCCCCAACCUGGCCAAGUUGCAGGUCACUCCAUUGAACAACAAGGACUUCAACUUUGUUCAAUUCCUGCAAGAGAUUGCUUCGGAACAAUCGUUCGAAGUGACUUACGUGGAUAUUGAGGAGAAGUCCAUGACUGGACGUAGCCAGUGCUUGGUGCAACUGUCCACUCUGCCAGUGGCAGUGUGCUAUGGCUCAGGCCUCACAAGCAAGGACGCCCAGGCCUCGGCCGCCCAAAACGCGCUCGAAUACCUCAAAAUAAUGACAAAGAAGUGAAACGCCUCCAAAUCUCGCGACAUCAAUCGUUCACGCCUAGUGUCGACCUAUGCAAUGUGAAUUUUUAAGUGUAAAAAAAAUAAAUGGCCACUUAUAGUUCUAAAAAAUUACUUUUCCAAUGAGGGUCGGACUACACUGUUUUGUUUUCAGCAACCUGUCAGUUCGUAGUAUGCAAUGCGAAAAUUGAAUAUUAUAAUAACAUUGUAAUAAAUUAUAUCAAUUUCUAUAUUUUAAUCCAUUACAUCCCAUACACAUGGAGCUAAGACAAUUUUUAAUUAAAUCAAAAGUAUUGUCAUGGCAGUGUGGAGAAUGAAGCAAAUGCACACUGUCUCCUAUUUGACAAUUUUGGUGAGGCAUACUAUAAUCAUUUCAGCAUUGAAACGGGGUAAAGCCAUACUUGUAUCUAACAAACCGAUACCAGUGUCCACAGCUGGACAUUGGUCUCUUGUAGAGACUUAAACAUAGCAGUCAUGCUGUAUGUAUGCAGUGGUUCCCUGCUACUUGUCUACCAAUGUUGCUUUUUCUGAUAGGAGGUUGCUAUUUCAGCACCUUGUAAAACUCGUGUAGUCCGGUUCUAAGGUUUCAGUCGACGGCGUAGAGUAUUCACGAUGGUCUGUGGUUGAUGUCGCCAGGUCUCGAGUCUGUACUAAUCUUAUUACCACUACCCAUUUGAGCGGCAAACUAUUGCCAAUGUGCUGCAGCACUUCGGGCUAUGCUGUCUAUCUGGCACAUUUGCAGUGUGCUUACUUGUGAUUUCUAAGGCUCUUCC